GGAUGGUCAGGCGGAUAGACAGACAUGGCGAAACUAUAAGAGUUCCUUUACUUCACAACGGAACGCUAAAAGCAUCGUCAGCCUUCACACAUUGCACUGGUUAGUUGUGAAUCGGCAUUCGCUCGAAUCGUCCGACAUAAUGAAGCCAAUAUUAAUAAUAUGCUUUUCAGCGGCUAAAGUUACAGGAGUUCUUCACACGUUCAGAAUUUUUACAGUUUUGUCUCUCGCUGUCAUCGCGACGGGAGACCAAGAAAAAGUUGAAAUUUUACUGCACGAUGGGAACAACAAGUUUACGGCAAAUAUGUUUUCCGAAGUAGCAAAAGCAAACCCAGAGCAAAGUUUUGUAAUAUCAGCAUUCAAUGUUAUGACACCUCUCGCACAACUUGGCCUAGCAUCAGUGGGUGAGUCCCAUGAUGAACUACUGAACGCUAUUGGAAUGCCUGAUGAUGAUGCUACGAUGGAAGUUUUUUCCAUGGUAAAUACAAGAAUACAAUCCGUUAAAGGGGUGACACUGAAGACAGCUAGUAAAAUUUAUGUUGCUAAGAAUUAUGAGUUGAACAGCGAAUUUGCCGCUCUCACAAGAGAUAUCUUUGGAUCUGAAGUCCAAAAUCUUGAUUUCAAUCAAAAGGGCUCAGCAGCGAAUGAAAUUAAUGCUUGGGUGGAAGAGCAGACUAAUAACCGCAUUAAAGAUUUAGUUAGCCCUGACAGUAUCAAAGACGAAAGCAGAGCUUUUUUAGUCAACGCAAUUUACUUUAAGGGAUUUUGGAAAGCUCAAUUUAAUAAGGAUCUCACUAGGGAUAUGGAUUUCCAUGUUAACAAUGGAGAAACAAUGACAGUUUCUAUGAUGUACAGAAAAGGCUAUUAUAUGUACACAGAAAGUGAUGAUCUGAAAUCUCAGGUUAUCAAAAUUCCCUAUCAAGGAGACGAAACAUCCCUAGUUGUGGUGCUACCUCGUGGUAUUGAAGGUAUUAAAGAGGUACAAGAAAUACUUAGGGAUCCAAACGUUUUGGACAUAGCCCUUAGCGAAAUAUAUGAAACAAUUGUUGAACUGUAUCUUCCUACGUUUAGAAUUGAUACCACUACUGAUUUGAAAGAUAUUCUCGAAAAGAUGAAUGUUACGAAAGUGUUUGACUCUGAAAAGGCUGGACUAUUUAAUCUUAUAAAACCGGACAUAGAUAAACGUGAUUUGUUGUACAUAGAUACAGCUACACAAAAAGCUUUCAUUGAAGUCAACGAAGAAGGCGCAGAAGCCGCGGCUGUAACUUCAUUUGGAAUCGGCAUAAUUCAUCCAUCCAUUGAACCUCCUCCAAUGCCUAUCGAGUUCAAAGCGGACCAUCCGUUCCUAUUCUUCUUAUUAGAAGAAGGCGAUGUUCUAUUCAACGGAAUAUUCUACUCUUAAAUACACGCUAAUAAAAUAUACGCUAAUAAAUACACGCAAUUAUUUC
Messenger RNA from Maniola jurtina (meadow brown), 1445 nucleotides. RefSeq names its product antichymotrypsin-2-like. NCBI's taxonomy places the organism in Eukaryota, Metazoa, Arthropoda, Insecta, Lepidoptera, Nymphalidae. The record is from RefSeq and is a predicted model, not a curated record. The transcript has 9 exons. Gene Ontology annotation, molecular function: serine-type endopeptidase inhibitor activity. Bases 140 to 1399 code for a protein of 419 amino acids.